AAAAUUUGCUUUUAGUUUGUUUUAUUUUAAAGUGUAUAAUUGUUAACGCGUUACGUGAUACAGCGUUCGUUCGUAAGCAUCGACGCAUCGUUGUAACAUUAUCUUAUCAGUCGACAAUCGGUUUAGUACGUUAAUCUACCCUCGAAUGUGUGUCAGGCAAGAAAAAACGUAUGCAGCAGCAACAAAAACAAUAAGAGCAAUACAUAUAGUUCAUGCUCUCUAUUCCCAGUGCAUAACCGUGUGAUCAGCGACAACAACAAAUAUUCUAAUUUAAUAAAUGCUCAAUUUACGUGAGAGUGCUUGUGACUGUGUGUGUGUGUGACGGAAAUAUGCAUAAUUAAUACAAGGUGUGAAAGAAGCGCCUAAAGCAGUUCCGCAUUUUUAAAUUUAUAACAAAAAGUGGUCACACCGCAAAGCAACAACAAGCAAAGAGCGGUUAUUAUUUGAAAUAUAUAAGAUUAAAAAAAAUCAACAGUAUUAAUCAGCUGUUUCUUGUGUUUAAAGUGACGCUAGUGCGAGCGAGAUAGCAAAGCUGCGCGCCAAAUCGCUCUUGGCCCGCACAGUGUGGCAAUAUAUGUUAACAACAACACGAAAUCUUAUGAAGCAUUAUAUAUCUUAUUUCCAGCCGUUAUUAAGCCCAAUUGCUUGAGAUCGUUUUAAAUAUCUUUAAACGCGUGUGUAAGAAAAAAGUGCAAAAAUAAAAAGAAAUUAGUGCAAGAUGAGUGAAUUAACGCCAAGUGAAGCAACUGUCGAAGGCGCAACAGCAACACCAGCAGCUGUGGCAACAACAGAAAAUGAAGCAGCUGCAACUCCUCGGCCAAGUCGCUCUAAUAUUCCUACGCCUGCUUCGUCUGUGACCGGCAUCCCCGUUAGCAGGCUAAAGGCACCCUCUAACUUUGGCUCAACGAACUCUGUCUCGAAGAUCGGCAGAGCCUGCUGCACGCAUGCGACCCCAAAAGCGGGACCACCACCAAGAGAUACAAACAGCAUGAGUCGUGAAAGCGAUGACAAUUUGAGUUCCAUCAAUUCGGCGUAUACAGAUCUCUAUCAAGAGACUGUCAAGCGCUUUACGCGCUCCUCGCUCUCACCCACAUCCGACUGGGAACGCUGCUCCCCCGGCCGCCGAUCGCUCAAGUCCAGAACGCCGACGCUGUCCGACAAUGAACGUCGCACAUCUUAUGAUUAUUAUCUUGAGGCCACAGGUCGGCGUCGUAGCUCAGAUCACAACAGCGCGGUGCUCACAGCCAACACAGAACAGUUUAUAAUUGGUCAACGUGUGUGGGUGGGCGGACUGCGCUCAGGCCAGAUUGCCUACAUUGGCGAAACACACUUUGCACCCGGCGACUGGGCGGGCAUUGUGCUCGAUGAACCAAAUGGCAAGAACGAUGGCUGCGUCUCGGGCAAACGUUACUUUCAGUGUGAGCCAAAGCGCGGCAUCUUCUCGCGUCUCACACGUCUUACCACAUAUCCGCUGUCGGGUGCAAUGACGCCCACUUCACCACUGGCCAAGAACUCGCCGGAACGCUCGCGCACAGUUUCACCCACGGCCAGCGUGCGCAGCUCCAUGCUGCGUAGUCCAGGCACAGGCAAAAAUGGUUUAACAGUCGGCGAUCGUGUCAUUGUCUCCUCGGGCUUUGGCAGUCGUCCCGGACUCUUGCGUUAUUUGGGCGAAACACAGUUCGCUCCCGGCAACUGGUGCGGCGUAGAGCUCGAUGAAGCUAGUGGCAAAAACGAUGGAGCCGUUGACGGCAUAAGAUAUUUUGAAUGCAAGCCGAAAUAUGGCGUCUUUGUGCCCAUUGCCAAAGUGUCGCUGUCGCCAUCCACAAAGAAGACGCGUCUAUCGCGCGCCGGCUCGCGCGAAUCUCUCACCUCGAUUGGCACUAUGAAUAGCAUUGCUACCACAAAUACGUCGCGCAUGCGCAUGAAUGCUCAGCAGCGCAAGUCGAGCACGCCCCUUAGGCCAAUUGUAACAUCGCCAAAAAGUCAAUUUUCCAUGCAGGACCUGCUGCGCGAGAAGCAAAUGCAUGUGGAGCAACUGAUGGUGGAGCGUGACUUGGAUCGCGAGGAUGCACAGAAUCAGGCGCUGCAGCUGCAAAAGAACAUCAAUGAGCUAAAGGCACGAAUUGUGCAAUUGGAGUCGCUAUUGGGCGACGAACGCAAGAAAUCAGAAGAGCUACAGUUCUCUAUAGAUGAGGCACAAAUCUCCGGCGAAGAGCUAAAUACGCAGUCUCAGGUUUAUAAGGAAAAAAUACAUGAUCUUGAAAAGAAGAUAACGCAGUUGGUGUCAGCCACGCCCAGCUUGCAAAGCAUACAGCCCACGGAAGAUAUUGCAGCUCAGUCGUUGAUAUCCGAGCUGCAGGAAAAGCUCAGCAAGCAGGAGCAGCUAAGCAAUGAGCGGUUUGCUGAAUCCCAGGAGGAAGAGGAGCGGUUGCGGGAAAACAUUAAGUAUCUGCAGAGUCAAAAUGCAACGCUGCAGUCUGAACUGGUGGCCAAAGAUGAGAGUCUGGAAAAGUUCUCGCUGUCACAGUGCGGCAUUGAGAAUCUACGCACUGAGUUGAAACUGCUCAAAGAGGAUAAUGAAAAGCAGACACAACAACUGCAGGCCGACUUUCAGGAAAAGUUGGCGGAAAAAUCGGAACAGCUUAAACAAGUCAAUGCGGAACUUCACAAGCUCAAAAGUGCCUCAGAUACAUUGGAAAGCGAACGUGCCAAUGUGAGCGAUGAAUGCGAAAUACUGCAGACUGAAAUACGCAUGCGCGAUGAGCAACUCAAGGAGCUCAACCAACAGCUCGACGAGAUUACCACACAGCUGAGCGUUCAAAAGGCGGACAGUUCGGCAUUAGAUGACCUGCUCAAAGCGCAGCAACAAAAUAAUGCGCAAGGCAAUGUGCAAUUGGAGCAUUUCAAGCAGCAGCUGGAUGCAAUUCAGAAUGAAAAGGAGCAACAGUUAUUGGAGAGCAAGAUUCAACAUGAGGAAAAGGAGAAAGCACUAACUGAGGUUAAAACGACACUGGAUCAGUUAAAGCUUCAGCUGGAGACGGUUCAGAAAGAAAAGGAGCAACAGUUACUGGAAAGUAAGGCUCAUCAAGAAGAAAAGGAACAAGCACUAACAGAGGUUAAAGCAACACUAGAGCAGUUGAAUCAUCAGCUUGAGACAAUUCAGAAAGAAAAAGAGCAACAGAUGCUGGAAAGCAAAACGCAACUGGAGCAAAAGGAGCAAGCACUAAUAGAAGUUAAAGUGAAACUGGAGCAGUUAAAUCAUCAGCUAGAGGCGGUUCAGAAAGAAAAGGAGCAACAGUUGCUGGAAAGCAAGGCACAAGUGGAAGAAAGGGAACAAUCACUAACAGAGGUUAAAGCGACACUAGAGCAGUUAAAUCAUCAAUUUGAGACACUCCAGAAAGAAAAAGAGCAACUGUUGCUGGAAAGUAAGUCACAAUUGGAGCAAAAGGAGAAGGCAGUAACAGAAGUUAAAGAGACACUGGAGCAUUCAAAACAUCAGCUUGAGACAGUGCAGCAGGAAAAGGAGCAACAGUUGGUGGAAAAGAACUCACAACUGGAACAAAAGGAGCAGGCACUAACAGAAGUUAAAGCGACAUUAGAGCACUUAAGGCAGCAGCAUGAGCAAAGGGCGAAAGAACAAGCGCAGAAUUUUGAAAGUCAUAGCAAGGAGCUGCAAGAGCAGAUACGACAGCUGAAGCAGGAUAAAAAUAAAAUGACAGACGCAUCACAAGAACUAGAAGCUACCAAAGCGCAGUUGGCACAACUCCAACAGCAGGCCAGCAACAGCGAUGCAGAGAGCACUCAACAGUUGGCCCAAUUGCAGAUCGAGCUAACUGAGCUUCGAGCACAGCUAAGAGCAAAACAAGAUAGCUUGGAUGCAGGCGUAAACGAAUUGCAGAAGCAGAAAGAGCAGCAGCAGCGUUUGGAAGCUGAGCUGCAACAGCAGCAGACUGAAUUACAACGCGAGAAAGAGCAAAGUGCUCAGACUGAGAUGCAGUUGAAGCAAAGCGUUGAAAGGUGUGCGCAGCAUGAACAAGAGCUGGGGGAGGUGCGUCGCCAGCAGCAAGAGUUGCAGUCCAAGUGCGAGAGUCAGCAGCAACAAUUAGAAACGCUGCAGCAACAACUAAAGACAGCUCUUGAUGACGUCACGCAAGAGAAGCAGCAGAGCAGCGGCAGUGAAACUGCGCUCAAGGAGCUACAAGAACGUCUGGAGAUAACCAACACAGAGCUGCAGCACAAGGAGCAGCUAGCUCGCGAAGACGCGCAAAAGAUUGCAGAUCUUAAGACGUUAGUGGAGGCGAUACAGGUGGCCAAUGCAAAUAUUUCAGCUACGAAUGCGGAGCUGUCCACCGUGCUGGAGGUAUUGCAGGCAGAGAAAAGCGAAACGGCACACAUAUUUGAGCUCUUUGAAAUGGAGGCGGAUAUGAACACAGACAAUUUGCUGGAGAAACUGCAAGGCAUGAAGGAUGAGCUUCGUGACACUCAUAAGCAACUCGAGACAGCACAAGGCGAUAAUCAAAAGCUGCAGAUGCAAUUGGAGCAAUUACAGCAAGGCGAGCAGCAAUUGCAGGGCAAUGCGCAAGAAUCUGCGGAGAAGCUGCGUCAACUGGAACAGGCUCAUGGCGAACUACAGGAAGAACUUAAAAACAAGCAGGAAGAGUUUGCCACGGUAGAGCAAAAAUUGAAGCAUGAACUGCAAGAAACCCAAAAGCAACUGGAGACAAAACAAGUCGACAAUCAACAGCUUCAGACACAAUUGGAGCAAAUGCAGCAAGGCGAGCAGCAAUUGCAAGGCAACGCGCAGCAGUCUGCGGAACAGCUGCGUCAACUGGAAGAGGCUCAUGGCAAAAUAAAGGAAGAACUCAAGCUCAAGCAGGAAGAGCUUGCCAGUGUGGAGCAAAAAUUGAAGCAUGAACUACAAGAGACGCAUAAACAACUGGAGACCAAACAAGCCGACAAUCAACAGCUGCAGACGCAAUUGCAGCAAGGCGAGCAACAAUUGCAAGGCAACGUGCAGGAGUCUGCGGAGCAGCUGCAUCAACUGCAAGAGACUCAUGUCCAACUGCAAAAAGAACUCAAACUCAAGCUGGAGCAGCUCUCCACUGUGGAGCAACAAUUGAAGGAAACGCAAACUAACUUGCAACAAACUGUAGAGAAAUAUGAGCAACAGCUGCAGCAAAUGCAGCAGGAACAACUAACGUUGCGUGCCAAGGACAACGAAUUUAAUGCUCAACUAAACGAAUAUAAGCAGGUCAUAGAUGAAAUGGAUGAGCGCUCUAGUGCCAAGUCUACCACAUUGCAACAACUACAAGGUCGCAUUAAAGAGCUAGAGUUGCAACUGCAACAAGCACUAGAGGCGCUACAAUCCACGCAGCUGCAAUCGCAGCAGUUCCAACGCCAACUAGAAACUCUCGAGCUGGAGAAGACGCGCGAGAUUGUGACGUUACGUGCGCAGGUGAAUGGGGCCGCGGCCAGCAAGGCCAACGAACCGAUGUUGGAUACGGAGACGAGCUUGGCAAAGAUCAACUUUCUCAACUCUAUAAUAGCAGACAUGCAGCAGAAGAAUGAUGCACUCAAGGCUAAGGUGCAGACGCUCGAAACGCUGCCAACAGAUUUUACAAAACCGCAGGCCUUUGACUUGGUCAACAAGCGCAAGCCGGCGCCUCGUUUGUUCUGUGACAUUUGCGAUGAGUUUGACAAGCAUGAGACUGAGGAUUGUCCGCUGCAAGCUGGCGAUGAGCGCGACUAUUCGCCGCCACCAAGUGCCUUGUCCAACAACAAAGAGGAUAAGCCACGUAAGCUGCCAGCGCCCCGGAAAUACUGUGAAGCCUGUGAAGUGUUUGGCCAUGAUACUAGCGAGUGCGCUGAUGAUGAGACCUAUUAGAACUUAAGACUAAUUUUGUUGGUUGUUUAAAGCAAAUUUUUUGUACGCCUUUUAAAUCAAUUUACCUCAGCAGCCACCGUGUAAUUAGCUUACGUUUUUGCAACUCACAUUCUUUUACCAAUUUCUACUUUUUUAAAUUGUUUGUUUGCCUGUAGAUUUUAAAUUGUUAAUAUUUAUUAUAC
Molecule: messenger RNA, 6066 nt
Organism: Drosophila busckii
Lineage: Eukaryota; Metazoa; Arthropoda; Insecta; Diptera; Drosophilidae
Gene: CLIP-190
Product: restin homolog
Exons: 17
Coding region: 719-5884 (1721 amino acids)
Source: RefSeq, a predicted model, not a curated record